CAGGCCAUCCAUCUGUGUCCACAGAGGGGAGGACUUGGUUGGGUUGACCAGGAACCAAGCUUGAGCACACCAGUUUAGAAUCUGACUUUCAGGCUGAUGAAAGACCUGGUUUUAAACCUUUAUUUUACAAUCGAUUCCCGGGCGUCUAUGUUAAACAGGAAAAGUGAAACGAACAUCUAUACCACCCAUCUUUCUCCUUUCAUAUUGGAUGGCUAAACGAAGCGGUUUUCCCAACCUUCUUGAUAUGAGGAAGGCUGCAUCUUCCCAGUCAAGACAGGAAGCGUUAGGGAUUUUUUUUGGAUUAAAGCAGCGUGGGCCCUUUAAGAGAAGCCAGCAAAGCAUUCAGUGCUUUUGGUGCUGCUGCUGAUGGCAGCGCUGCCAGUUGAUUGGCUGUGGCUGUCAGGGCUGAGGUGCUGGAGGGAUGCUGCUGCGUAUCUUCCUCUCGCUCUCGCUCUCUCUCACCCCUCCCUCUCGCUCUCGCUCCCUCUCUCUCUCUCUCCCUCUCUCUCUCUCCCUCUUUCCCUGCCUCUCUGUGUCUCUCGCCCGCUCUAUGUCCCUCCCACCCUCUCCCGCUCCAUCUCUCGCUUGUUCGCAUCCCUCUGAAUAAUCCACAUCUAGGGCAAGCAGGCUGAUAGGCAGACCCGCGCGCAGCUCCUCUCUGCAGGCUGAGUCAAGAGAGAGAAAGGAGGAGAAACGCUGCUCAACGCAGGAGGAAAAAAAAAACACCGCAAAGGGAGACAAUUUGGCAUAAAAGAGGAAGGUAUUGAGAAAUAAUUACUGGGAACAUUUGCAACAGAGGAUAUCAUUUAUACAUACAUAUUGUUUCUAUACAUAUAUAUUUGUACACACGUAUUAUAGAUAUUUAUAUAAAUAUAUAUAGACAUUUAUCUCUGUAUAUACCUGUAUUUGUGGUUGUCUGUUUAUAUAUGUUAAUAUUUUUAUAUGUAUUUGUGUGUGUAAAUAUAUAUGAUAUAUAAACAAAUCAAUAUAUAUAUCUAUGAAUUUCUAUACAUAUCACUGUGAAACAAGAACAGCAAGAGGAGCAUACUACCAUCGGGGCUGGUCUCUGAUCGUGAGGUCGUAUACAAUAUUUUGAAUAUUUUUACUUUGAUCUUCUACGUCAAGAGGACGAAGACUACGUGACCAUUUUUUGAUUUUUUUUUCCUUUCUUGUUUCUCCUGUCGCGACUUCCUUCGCUCCUCCUUGCUCCACUCCCGCUUUCAUUUUUCCGAGGAGGAAUAAAAAAAAAAAAGACGCCAGACAAAAACGGACUAACUAAAGAAUCACGGGACGAGGGAACCAGAAAACAGAAUCGGAAGGAAGAAAGCGAAGAAAAAUCGGGGCUGAAAUUCCUGUGAUUAGCGCCAUUAGCGUCGGCAUUAGGGCUUGUUGAGCCGAUCGCAGUGCGCUCUCUCUCUCUUUCUCUCGCUCUCCCUCUAGCUCUCUCUCUCUCUCUCUCUCUCUCUCUCUCUCUCUCUCUCUCUCUCUCUCGCGCUGUGUGUGUGUGUGUGAUCUCAGGACGAGGCGGGCAAGAGACCCCGAGUGCGGCGCCGCUCAGCCCCAGCUCAGCCCAUCGCCCGACGGCGGCGCAGCAAGCAUGCACAAACACCACCACUGCUGCAAGUGCCCCGAGUGUUACGAGGUGACCCGCAUGGCCGCCCUGCGCAGGAUGGACGCCCCGCCGUACGCCGGAGACUGGCAGGCUGAGCCCUACGGAUACCCGGCCGGGUACGGGGGAGGCCAGACCCUGCCGCCCCCGGCCUCAGGGGGAGGUGCAGGCAUGGGAGGAGGAGGAGGAGGAGGAGGAGGAGGUGGAGGAGGAGGAGGAGGAGGAGGAGGAGGAGGAGGGGGCACUUUGGGGAGAAGUAAGGGCAAGAACAUGUCAGCCGGAGGAGGUCCUGGCGGCCCCAACCCCAAGGGUCAGUCCAAGGGGGGGCCCAAAGUAAAUGGCAACAACUCUGGAGGGCAAGGCGCGUGGUGGCCGGAGUGUACGUGUACCAGCCGGGAGUGGUACGACCAGGCCAACCCUCCCCCCAUCAUUGUCAACGCAGACUCAAUGGAUGCCGGCCCUUAUGUAAAUGGCAGUGACGGGAUGUAUAAAUAUGAAGAGAUCAUCCUGGAGCGGGGUAACUCUGGCCUGGGCUUCAGCAUUGCUGGGGGAAUGGACAAUCCACACAUCCCCGAUGACCCAGGAAUCUUCAUCACCAAGAUUAUACCCGGAGGAGCCGCCGCCAUGGACGGCCGACUGGGGGUGAACGACUGCGUGCUGCGGGUCAACGAGGUGGACGUGUCCGAGGUGGUGCACAGCCGGGCGGUGGAGGCCCUGAAGGAGGCGGGCCCCGUGGUGCGCCUCUUGGUGCGGCGGCGCCAGGCCCCGCCCGAGACCAUCCUGGAGGUCAACCUGCUGAAGGGGCCGAAAGGCCUGGGGUUCAGCAUCGCGGGAGGGAUCGGUAACCAACACAUCCCCGGGGACAACAGCAUCUACAUCACCAAGAUCAUCGAGGGAGGGGCGGCGCAGAAGGACGGCCGCCUGCAGACGGGAGACCGCCUGCUCGCUGUGAACAACAUCAUCCUGCAGGAUGUGCGUCACGAGGAGGCGGUGGCUGCGCUCAAGAACACCUCGGACAUGGUGUACCUCAAGGUGGCCAAGUCGGGCCCCGUGCACCUCAACGACAUGUACGCUCCCCCGGACUACUCAAGCAGCAUGGCCCUCCCCCCAGCCUUCCCGACCCUGGUGGAGAACCACGUGGGCCACGGCUACAUGGGGGCCAUGGAGCCCAAGCAGGUGUACCAGGCCCCGCCCCAGGGGGGCGGGGUCACACCCUCUAGGUACUCCCCGGUCCCCCGCCACAUGCUGGGAGAGGAGGACUUCACCAGUCCCGCCCCGCGUCCUGACGUUGUCGCUCUGUUUGGCAGGGAGCCACGGAAGGUGCUUUUGCACAAGGGCUCCACAGGGCUGGGCUUCAACAUCGUGGGCGGCGAGGACGGCGAGGGCAUCUUCGUCUCCUUCAUCCUGGCCGGGGGGCCGGCCGACCUCAGCGGCGAGCUGAGGCGGGGGGAUCGCAUCCUCUCAGUGAACGGGGUGAACCUGAGGAAUGCGACGCACGAGCAGGCGGCAGCGGCUCUGAAGCGGGCAGGGCAGACUGUCACCAUUAUCGCUCAGUAUCGCCCUGAAGAGUACAGCCGCUUUGAGUCCAAGAUCCACGACUUGAGGGAACAGAUGAUGAACAGCAGCAUGAGCUCUGGAUCAGGCUCCCUGCGCACCAGUGAGAAGCGCUCCCUUUAUGUCAGAGCCCUGUUUGACUAUGACCGCACCAGGGACAGCUGUCUGCCCAGCCAGGGUCUGAGCUUCUCGUACGGGGACAUCCUCCACGUCAUCAACGCCUCUGAUGAUGAGUGGUGGCAGGCGCGGCUCGUCACGCCACACGGCGAGAGCGACCAGAUCGGGGUCAUUCCCAGCAAGAAAAGAGUGGAGAAGAAGGAGCGGGCCAGGUUAAAAACUGUCAAGUUUCACGCACGGACGGGGAUGAUUGAGUCCAACAGGCAUCCAGUCAAAGUAAAGCGCAAAAAAAGUUUCAACCUCUCGCGCAAAUUCCCUUUUUACAAGAGCAAGGAGAAUAUUGUGCAGGAGAUGGUGGAUGCUGAACAAUGCCUGACGUCCAACACGAGCGACAGCGAGAGCAGCUCAAAGGGCCAGGAGGACACAAUUCUUUCAUAUGAGCCAGUCAUUCGACAGGAAAUCCACUACACGAGACCUGUGAUCAUCCUGGGGCCGAUGAAGGACCGGGUAAACGAUGACCUCAUCUCCGAGUUCCCCCACAAGUUUGGCUCCUGCGUGCCGCACACGACCCGUCCGCGGCGAGAGAACGAGAUGGACGGCCAGGACUACCACUUUGUGGGCUCCCGCGAGCAGAUGGAGAAGGACAUCCAGGACAAUAAGUUCAUUGAGGCAGGCCAGUUCAACGAGAACCUCUACGGGACAAGCAUCCUGUCGGUCAGAGCCGUGGCAGAACGGGGGAAACACUGCAUUCUUGAUGUAUCUGGGAACGCUAUAAAGCGACUGCAACAAGCACAACUAUAUCCUAUCGCCAUCUUCAUUAAACCAAAAUCUGUUGAAGCCCUGAUGGAAAUGAAUAAGAGGCAGACGUAUGAGCAGGCCAAUAAAGUCUUUGACAAGGCAAUUAAACUGGAGCAGGAGUUCGGAGAGUAUUUCACAGCCAUUGUACAGGGUGACUCGUUAGAGGAGAUCUACAACAAAAUCAAGCUCAUCAUCGAGGAGCAGUCGGGCCCCUACAUCUGGAUCCCUUCCUCCGAGAAGCUCUGAGCUGCCAGCUCCCUGCCCCCCCCACCUACACCCCACCACCACCACCACCACCUCCUCCUCCAGCACCACCCCUGCUUCUGUGCAGAACUCCCAUCCUGAAGAAAAAACCCUGUCUCCCAAUCCCCCCCCCCCAAAACUAAAUUACUUCCCCCUUCCCCAUUUUUUGCAGAUAAGUUUCAUAUCAAGUUUUAGUGUCCUCAUUAUGUUAUUCGCUAAUGGGAAGAUAAAAAAAAGUCUUAUCACCAUUACUGUGACUGUGCACACCCCUGCAUGAGUUUCUCAACAGAUCCAUUCAAGACUGGAAAUGCCACUCCGAAUGAAUUUUGUCAUUUUAAAAACAACGAAAAGGGAAAAAAGGAACAAAUCCUUUUUUGUUUUCAGAUUUUUGUCCUUUUUUUAAAACGACUGGGACUGACUACGAAGACCAGAAUGUUUUACAGAAUUCGUGAGAAUGCUUGAAGAGUUGCGGUGGUGAAGAGAGGGGAGAGAGAACAGAGUCUAACCAUAAAACGUUGGAACACUUUGUAAAUGUUCAUCAAAUCACACUAAAUAAAAAAACAAAAAGAAAAGACACACACGUGAGUGGAAAAACCAAUUGCAGAUUUUCUUUUUCUAAAAGGACUGGAUGAAAUCGCGGCCAGCUGAUGCUACUGUUUAAGGAGUCGUCUCUCUUUUGUUUAUAAUGACUGAGGAAGUUGGUGAAGAAGCCUACAAACUGGGGAUCUAUUUAUCAUUAACCAGUCGGGUCGUCUGCCAGUUGCCUGUGUAAAAAUACACCAUGUGAGGCGGCGCAAAAGGAACGAAAUGAGUUGUGAAUCUCUACAUUUAUAUUAUUAUUAAAAAAAAAUCACAAGCUAAAUGAUAAAAUCCUUCUAAGAUUUUACUACAUAUUCAAAACUACACAUUUACACUUCACUAGAAUUGUCUACUUGGAGGGCUCUUAGAGUAAAACAUUUUUGUUUGUUUUUAUUUUGGAUGUUUUUUGGGGGAUUUUGCUUGUGGGUUAGGGCUGCUGUGUAAAGGACGAGGGGGGGAGAGAUGUGUAACUGGGCUCUGCAAAACACCAAACUGCCUUACAUCAAAUACAAAUUAUGUUUCCUGGCUACCUGGUCUCUAUUAGGGGAGGACACACACACGCAACCGGCAAAACACAGGAAAUGUUCUUGAAUUUCCUCUUUUGUGUUGCUGCGUCCUUCACACUUCCGGGAGGCCGUACUAGAGUGCAAUAGAUUGAAAUGCAGUCUCCACUCUGUUCUCACUUGUAUUUUACCCUGUAUUAUUACUAUCAUGUUUAAUCCCGUUCUUUACUUUUUCUGGUACAUUUGAAGAAAAACGUUUAAAAGAAAAAAACGAAAGAAAUCCCCAACUUGAUUUGAAUUUGGAUCGCCAGAUCAGCAUUCACAUGGGCCCCAGUUGAGCAGCAGAUUCCCCAUUACACACUCUGCCUUCCCAGAUGAUUCUUCUCUGAGUUGAGUGGUCACGCGGCACUGUCCUGUACGCCACCAUGGCGGUGGCCUUUAAAAGAAAACGCAACAAACGGGUAGUAAAAUAAACAAUAAUUGUAUUGGAUGUGUUAUCAAUUAAAAGAGUCGAUAUAUAUAACCUGUUCUGGGUCGUGGUCCCCCCUCUUCCCCCUUUCUACCCCUACUUAAAACACUAAAGAUGGGUUGGAUUAAAACCAUUAUUCUCUAUCGAUACCAGUAUGAAUUCUUUGUAUUUGACUUGGGAGGCGUUGGGGUAAAGCCCCUACGGUGUGUGUGUGUGGGGGGGGGGGGGGGGGGGGUUUGGUGAGCCAGGUAGGCUGAAGUACAGAUACUCCGAUUUCAGAUUUCUCCUGCAACUCUCUUCAUAUUUCAUACCCAUUAUGAAAUGUGUGCUGUCUUAAAAGGUUGUCUUCUGCUACUGCUUUCGAAUCUUGUCUUAGUUUUUGGUUUCUUCAGCUGUGGUGAAAGCUUUGUGUGAAGAUGCAUGAGUGUGGGCGGUCUGAUAGCAACGUGAUUGAAGCGACCAGUGAUAUUUGCGUGCGGGUGGGCCCGUGACGUGGCCGUGAUGUGCUCAUGUGAAGAACACGUGUCGGCUUGUGAUGAAGGAAUACUGUGCCCUCCCCCAUCCCCUGUGAACCAACAGUUUACAUUUAUUUUCCCCGAGAGCAAAAAAAAAUGCUUCUGUUUUUUGGUCUCAUAAGAGCAAGUCCCACUGCAAGGAGAAAAAGAAACGGUAACCCUUAACUCUACUUGGGCGACCCUCACUCCCCCCCCCCCCUCCACCCGCGGAGUACCUGUAUACCUGCAGGCAUUUUCUGAACAGUGUGCCCACCUGCCAGGCUACUACCACCGCUUAACCAGCUAUCAUCACCUGUGUCAAAACCAGAGUUCAGGGAAAAUCCGACGGGAACAGAGCCAUUUAUAAACUGCUUGCAGACUGUUUCAACAACAUAAAGGGUGUGGUAGCUGUACAAUGUAAAUAAACCCCCAGCAGACAUCCCCUCACCUGUGCUUCAUGCAUGUGGGAAUCAGACUGGGACAUGUUUUAUAGUCCACAAAUGUCAGGUAAGUAAACUUUGAGCUACUCUGAGAUAUAAUUUCCAUAACAAUGUGCCGUAUCGUUGGUAUUUAUCUAUAGACGAAUCUCUUCAGAUGCCUAUUGGAACACUAAGCUAGUCGGCUGGGAAUUUAAUUCCCUCAAGUAGGGCCUGUCUAAAUGUGAUUUCCUGUGGAACGUGUCUGGGUGUAUAGAUUUUAAAAUUAUAUAUAUGUAUGAAUACUGAAAAGGGUGACACGAUCAGAAAACCUACAUAACAAAUAUCAAGAGGCCAGGAGCAGCGACCAGUAUCUCAUUUAGACAUUUAGAAACGUGCUCCUCUGGUGUUUCCGUUCCAAUACAGCUGACUGUUAAAUAUGUGUGUAUGUCAGUCAGCCAUGUCGAAGCCCAAAGAACUUGAUUUCAUUUUACUCUUUUAACGGAGGUUGUGGUAUAUAACGAAAUGGAGCCCGAAUGCCUGUGUAUAAUUGAUGAGGGUCCUUGUUCUGGUGAGAGAGAAAUAACAUGCUUCUAUUUUUAAUUUAACAUUUCUUUGGGGAGGGAAGGUGGGUUGGUUAUCAUUGGUCGUUAUUGGGGUAAUGAGUUGUUUAUGUUAGAGCACAUAUGUGCAGUAAGUGCUUGCAAACAUGAACCCUUUGAUUGUACAGUAGUUUUCCUUCCUGUCUGUGCGGGUGGCACAGCCAAUCAGGACUCUGCGUCACGGUCUUCCCUGUCCUAGUCAUGAGGGAACUCAGUCAUGCUACUUUUGUUUGGGUUUUAAUUUUUGGGAAUUGACCAGAGUUUAUUUGUUUGGAAAUAAUAAAAUAUGUGACUCGGUUA
Messenger RNA from Gadus morhua (Atlantic cod), 7684 nucleotides. It is a transcript of the gene dlg3, whose product is annotated as discs, large homolog 3 (Drosophila). The transcript has 21 exons. Gene Ontology annotation, molecular function: ionotropic glutamate receptor binding; protein kinase binding. Gene Ontology annotation, cellular component: neuron projection; neuromuscular junction; postsynaptic density membrane. The record is from RefSeq and is a predicted model, not a curated record. Gene Ontology annotation, biological process: receptor clustering; chemical synaptic transmission; cell-cell adhesion. Bases 1598 to 4324 code for a protein of 908 amino acids. Lineage: Eukaryota; Metazoa; Chordata; Actinopteri; Gadiformes; Gadidae.